Messenger RNA from Nicotiana attenuata, 1026 nucleotides. RefSeq lists its product as uncharacterized. NCBI's taxonomy places the organism in Eukaryota, Viridiplantae, Streptophyta, Magnoliopsida, Solanales, Solanaceae. The record is from RefSeq and is a predicted model, not a curated record. The transcript has 2 exons. Bases 1 to 1026 code for a protein of 341 amino acids.
AUGAGGUUGAUAGGAUUCCCUGAAAGAUUUAUAACUUGGGUGAUGGAAUGUGUUAAAACAGUGGACUAUACUAUUAUGGUGAAUGGAGAGCCAACUGAUCCGUUCAAUGUUGAGAAGGGACUUAGACAAGGGGAUCCUAUGUCUCCAUUUCUAUUUGCAAUUGCAAUGGAGUACCUAAGUCGAACCUUAAAGGAAAUGGCAGAGAGGAAGCAAUGCCUCAGGAUUGCAAGCAAACAUAGGGAAAAUUUUCAUUUAUUUUGGAGGGGUGGGACAACAAGACCAAGAGCAGAUACUGCAAACACUGGGAUUUACAAGAGGAAUUUCAAAUACCUGGGAGCUCCACUGUCAACUAGGAAGCUAACAAUGAUACAAUGGAAGCCCCUCAUUGAGAAGAUUGUAGCAAGAACCACUUCAUGGACAGCCAAAAAACUGUCAUAUGCAGGAAGAAGUCAAUUGAUAAGUAGUGUUUUGUUUGGAGUCCAGUCCUAUUGGGCCCAACUGUUCAUAUUGCCAACAAAGGUGAUGAAAUCUGUGAAAAGUUUUUGUAGAAGCUAUCUUUGGACAGGUAACAAUGUCAUUACAAAGAAAGCACUCAUCAGUUGGGAAGGAGUUUGCUGUCCUAAAAGCAGUGCAAGAUGGAACCUCAUUAAUAUGAGAAUCUGGAACAAGGCAGCCAUAAUCAAACUGUACCGGAAUUUGGCAAAGAAAGAGAAUAGGAUGUGGAUAAGGUGGAUUCAUGCAUACUAUAUAAAAGGACAACAGAUGGAGCAAGUGAAAGUUCCACAACAAGCAAGUUGGAUGGUGAGAAAAAUAAUAGAAGCCAAACAUCUACUAGAACAGAACAAUGUACAUAUCUGCAGGGAGAAAGGGUUCAUUAAACAUAUAUACCUUCAGCUACUAGGUGAUCAACCAAGAAUGCAAUGGAAGUGUUUGAUGUUUGGGAAUGCAACAAGGCCAAAAGCUAAGUUCACUGUGUGGUUGCAAAUGCAGAAUAUGCUACUAACUGCUGACAGGUUGAACAAAUGA